AUGGGCAGGGACGGGGGGGAGGAGGCGGCAGGGCGGACGGGGCGGGUGGAGGAAGCGGGACAGGCCGCGGACGGCGGGAACAGCACGUGCAGGGGACGGGGGGGGGGCAGCGAGGGACGGGGAUGGCGAGAGGGGACAGCCAAGGGGCAGGGGGACGGGGGGGCAGGAGGGGGCAGGGGACGGGCGCCGAGCAGAGAUACGGGCGGCAGGCGACGGGAGCCAGGGGGAGGGGGAAGGGACGGCAGGGGCAGCGGGGACGGGGGAGCCGGGGCAGGGGGACGGGGGGCAGGUAGGGGCAGCCGGGACUGGGGGGCAGGGUCACACGGCGCAGUGCGAGGUGGGGACGUAGGCCAGGGGCAGCGCAGAGACGGCGCGAGACAGCGGGGAGGCAGGGCAGGGGCGCAUCGAGCGGCGGGGACGAGCGGCAACAAGGGGCAGCAGCAGCGGGCGGACCGGGGGGCGGACGGAGAUGAGGGGGCGGCAGGGGACGGGGGGCGACUACGAGAGGGGCAACACGGGGCCCGGAGGCGGAAGGCAGAGGAACAGGCGCGAGGCGGGGAGGGGGAGGGGGAACAAGGGCCCGGCCCGGCCGGCCCGGAGAAGAGAGGCCGGGACGGCAGGCGGACCGCCGGCCCCAGGGAGUGGCACGGGGCGGGCCACAGGACCCGGGAGGGGGCGAGGCGACCUCAGGGCGGGGCGAGGCCCGCAACCCAGCGGGGACGGGACGCCAGGCAAGAGGCGGCAAGAAAGGCAGAGGGAGAGGGGGAGGAGAGGGGACCCCGCAAGAAAGGGGCAACCGCCGGGAAGGAGCGGGAGGAGGAGGGGGGCGCAGGGCCAACUCCGCGCGAGGGCGGGGAACAGGCACGCCGCGCAGCGGCGAACGAGGGGAAGGAAAGACAAACGAACACAGGGGACCAAGGCCAGAGGGCGGGACAAAAAGACGCAGCAAGGCAGAGGGGGGAGCGGCGGGGCGGCGGAGAGGAGGGGGGAGGGGGGCACGCAGGCCGGGAACGGCAGGGCGGGGAAGAAGCGGCGGAGGACGGGAAGGAGGCCGCGCGGACCAACGAGAG
Messenger RNA from Salvelinus sp. IW2-2015, 1070 nucleotides. NCBI's taxonomy places the organism in Eukaryota, Metazoa, Chordata, Actinopteri, Salmoniformes, Salmonidae. The record is from RefSeq and is a predicted model, not a curated record.